AUGAAGGGUUGUGGCGGCGGUGCCACACCACAAGCUUUGGCGUUGCCUUCCACUCCAGUUGCUGUGGGGGUGAGUCCUGGGUCAGGUUUGUUGCUUGGUUCCAGCAAAGGUUUGGCAGUGGCUGACCGUGACCUGUUGCGCCGCGCCCUGGAGGCAAAGUUUGCAGAUUGUGUGGUGGACUUGGAAUCGCUUCCUUCCAUGCCCUUUCUUAACAUUGUGAAGACGCAGCGUGGCAACAAGGCUUGGGAUUGGUUGCCAUGGAAGAAGGUGUUGAGCGAAAAGGUGGCUCCUGCGCUUAAAAAGGUUGGAGCAUCGAUGAUGCUUUGCAUUCAAGAGCUGAUGACAGGGACAUGCUUAGGUCCAUCAAAGCGCUUACGCAAUGGAGAGUGUUUCAAGUGGAUGCGCCGGUGCAAAUGGUCCAAGUACCGAGCGGUUCCCUACAUGGCCUGGCUUCCCGUGCAAGGUAGAGGUGCCGCCAUGUCAGCCACUAACUUUGGAUCUGUGGCGUGCGCUUUUGCUGUUCUGCGACGACAUCGAUGUGAAUUGCUUGGCAUUUUACGUGAGGGCGCGCCCACAGGCAUUUUGGCAGAUGUUCUGCCUUCAGAGGCGCAUGAAGGCGUCGAACUUGGGAUUUUAGAGGAGACCUGUGGCUCGGCGUUGGAAGAUCCAGACUGCUUAAUGCGACUGCAGCAAGCAGAUGUUGAGGCCGGGUUUGCUGACUGGAUUCCUGGGGGUGUGGAGGAGGCCUGGCGCCUCUUUGGGGCCAAUUGUGCGGACGGCAAGCUGGGCUUAGUCAAGAAAGAAAACUCGGAACCAGGGUUGGUGGGGGACAGCAGCAUCAGUUGCGCCAAUGAGCUGUUUCGCAUCCGGGAGAAGAUUGAGCUCCCAAGUCUGUUUGAUAUUGAGGAACUUGUGGCGCGGCUGGUUGGCAUACUGGUGGUCAAGAGCGGGCGCAGCUUAUGUGAGAAGCGUGCACCGGCUCCUUCAUGGGGCCAUUUUCUCAAACGCAUGAUUGCCCGUGCGGAUCAGCUUUCAGCAGAGGAAGUCCAUUUGAAGUCAUCCAUGACUAAGCGUUGCAAGCAGGUUUUGAAACACAAGAAUCUGGCGUUUUUCAAGGAGCUCAUGGAGGAAGCGGGUUCAACAGAUGUGCACCUGGCAAAUGACAUGGCGGAAGGGUUUGAUUUGACAGGGAAACUCCCGGCAUCUCCCAAGUACUUCGAGCAGAAAUUCAAACCAGCAAACCUGCCAACGGAAGCCCUCAGAGGCGUGGCUGACAAAGUUCGUUCCGUUUUGCUGGCCAACGUGAAAAGCUGUGGAGACGACAGCAUUGACAGAGGAGUUCUGCUGGCGACCCUCAAGGAGAAGGAGAAAACUUCUAGCAAACUGCCUACAGGGGCAGUGCUCCCCUUGAGCUCCAUCGCCUUUGUCACGGCCUUCUUGCGAUGUGCGCUGGGAAUCUGGCACGUUGGGUGCGCGUUGCUCAAGUUGACUUGGACGUCGUACUUCGACGAUUUUCGCAGAAUUGCUUGUGGGAGGCAACACCCAUGUGAGACGCGGUCCAGUGAAGUGAGUGCGUCCCUUGAAGUCAUGAUCACGGAAACGAAUGUUCCAAGACCGGUUGAUGCAAACUUUAUCAAACUUUUAGAUUGGAUCCAUGUCUUCGUUGAUGCAUCACUGGAACCAGAUGGCUAUUCAGGGAUGAGCGGUGUUGCAUUCGACAGCCUAGGGAAAUUCUCUUUCUUUAGCGAGGAGGCCACAAAAGAAUUCAUUGACCUGACCUCCCGCCAGGGACACGAGACUGUCAUUUUUGAGUUGGAGGGUUUGGCCAUAGCAGCCGCCAUAUCCCUUUUUCGCCCUUUCAUCAAGGGAAGAAGGGUAGUAGUCUUCACAAACAAUGAGGCCGCCCAGACCUGUUUUGUCAAAUGCAAGCCAAAGAAUGAUCACAUGAACUUGAUCAUCAAAACAACAUUGUCUCUUGAAGAAGCAUUAGGCCUGGUAACCUGGAUCGAGAGGGUGCCGUCGCAAUCGAAUCCUUCAGAGAUCCUUUCGGGAGAAAAGGUCUCUCACUACCUAGGCCUUGCUGCCUGUCCAUUGGGUUUGGUGAAGUUGUGGAAGCUCUGCUUGGGUGAGCAUUUUCUCGUUCUGGGCACCGCAGGGUUUAUCAUUCCGAUUUGCGCCGCGUGGAUGUAUUAUUCCGAAGGCUGCUUCGUAUGGUGGUGGGCGCUCCGGGCAAUCUGGAUUGGUCGCGUCAAGGUCUUCGUGUGGCUUGGCCCCAGUUCCCUCUUUAGAGCAUCCAUGAACAAAACAUCAGCACAUGAAAGCAUGUCUCAUCGCCUCAAGUGGCAGAGCGAUGUCGAUGCCUAUGGGAGACUUGGGAAGGCAGGACCCAUGGCACCGCAGCAGCUGCUGUUGAUGCCGCACCCAGGGCUUUUGAAUGUGCUCCAACCAGCAACGUCUCCACCAGCAACGUCUCCACCGGCAGCCAAACCGGCACCUGCUGCUAAUUCUGCUCCAAAGGGGGGUGAUGCUGUACCUGCGAAUACCACAGGUAAACAGUUCCCUUGGGAAGGCACAAGUGGAAUCCAGUGCAAGUAUGGCCGUGCUUGCAAAAACUCGCAGUGCACGGACACCCAUCCCAGUGGACGAGGGAUUGAUGAAGAUCCUAAUAGCACGAUAUGCCGCUUCGGAAGGAAAUGCAAAAGGCAGGGCUGCUUCUUUGUCCACCCACAAGGCCGUGAGGUGGAUGAUGAUCCUACCAAAGGCCUGUGCCGUCAAGGCGUCGCUUGCAAGCGACCCGAUUGCCUGUACUCCCACCCGGAAGGGCGAGUGGUAGAAGGGCAAGAGUCACGAGCAUGCCAUGUUUGUGGCAUAGCAGGUCAUUUGAUGAAGGAUUGCCCGAAACGAAGGGGGAUUGCAGCUUUGCCGUUGGUCAAGGGCCAAUAUGUGUCGCUGACUGACUUCGCCGCAGAGUGGGAAUCCAAGACCACAGAAGAGCUCACAAUCCAACUCACAGAAGAGCUCGAAGUCUUUGGGACACUCACUUUGGCGCCAGUUUUGAUCGAUGGUCAUCGCAAAGCAGUUGGAGUCUUCGAAGAGGAGGAGGCGGCCAAAGCUGCCAUGGAAGCUUUGGAGUCUGUGUUGACGAUGGAGAUGAGUGAUCCUCCAGUUCAAAACGUAGCGGACGGAAAACCAGGUAUUGAGAUGGUCCCAGGUCCUGGUGAAGAUGAAGGUGGCAACCGUGGUGGGGCGCGUGUGCGCAUGCGUGACUUCGCUACAGCAAGAGAAGCCGCCAAGGAACUACAAGGACAGAAGGUGGCAGGCAAGCCUUUGCACAUCACUCUGGAAGACGAGGAUGGCAACUCCCACGACAUCGACGACAACGUGGAGCCCGAAGUCAAGCCACGCCAGGAGUUCCCCGACCGAAGAGUUGACGGCAUCGAGAUGUGCCAAGACUAUCGAAUGGAUCGGUGUACUCGGGGCGAUCGCUGUAAGUUCUCCCACGGAGAAGAUGACAGCGAUGAGAAGAAAGCACGCCUGGAAAAAGAACGAAAAAGACGAGAAGAGAAGGACAGAGACAAAGAUCGAGAGCGGCGACGGAGGUCACGUAGCCGCAGCCGCAGAAGGUCUCGCAGUAGAGGAAAGAAAGCUAAGACUCACAUUAUACACAUUGAUGAGUUGAAGAUGACAAAUCGACCAGAUGUCGAACCAGCACCGACAGACACCGAGAUUUUCGCUGAUCCGCUGCCAGAGGAAGAUCUGAUGGACACAUGUCUUAACGCCUUUGGCUCCACGGAGGAGAUCUAUGUUCUGCCUUCGGGGCCUCGUCGUGGCUACGUGAAGUUCACAGAGCAUGCUGCCGCCUCUCGUGCUGUCCAGGCCGGCUUUGGCAGCUGGUCGGAGUCGGAGCGGGUCUUGUCGUCACAAAGAUCCAAGAAGGACGACCGCACCAUUGCCACCUACCCAGAUAGCAUCAUCGCCAGAUUAGUCGGCUCGCGCGGUGAUGGCAUCAAGAAGUUGCAGGAGGAAAGUGGUGCAGUUUGGAUCCAUCUACGGGGUGAAGACCUAGGGCAUUCGGACUACAAGUUCUCCAGCUCCCAGCAGGUACACUUUAUCGCUGAGGUGCAGGAAUCAUGA
Molecule: messenger RNA, 4134 nt
Organism: Cladocopium goreaui
Lineage: Eukaryota; Dinophyceae; Suessiales; Symbiodiniaceae
Source: the annotation of a GenBank genome assembly